AUGAUGUUCGCUCUCAAACUUUCCAUAUGCAGCUUCAUUUUGUACUCCUGGCAAUAUCCCGAACACGUACGACACAAUAAUGAACGCUUGCGUAGAAUGGGCAUUUACAUCUAUGAUUAUGACGCGAAUGAAUUCGGCACAUCAUGGAAACAUUCGGCCGAGCAACAGGACAUUCUCGGCGUCAGAAUGAGUAGAUUGCUGACGGUCGAGUUGGAUAUGCAAGCACCAGCACCAAAUAAUACAUUACUGCUCAGUCCUGGUAAGGGUCAUGAUAAAAAACUCGCAUCCGGGCAAAAGCCAGGAAAGUCCGGUAAACCAACAACGAAUGUUGCAUCAGAAGGAUCGUUACCGCAGUCACCACAGACUGAAGUACAAAGUGAACAGAAGGAAAAGAAGGCACAAGGAACUGAAGUGAAGAAUGGAACGGAUAAACAAACACCAGAGCAAAAUAAAGCACCCGCGACUCCUAGUGCAGGCCCAGUGAAGGCAACUGCGACGGGCACAGAUUCCGGAAAAUCGAAGCCCAAAGAUGGAUCAGAGGGGUUAGUAGUAGCUUCAGAAAAGAAGGCACAAAUUAAAGAAACGAGCGAGAAAACUAGGGGACUUUGUAGUACACUAGCGCGAACUAUAUGCAGGAAUAAAUGUCACGGGGAGCAUAGGACUCAUGCUCCUCAUCAUGCUCAUUCGUUUCUACUACCGAAGGGGAAAAGCAAAAGUCCAGAAGAAACCUUUGACAGACAAAAUUACAUCAGAGGGAGAGAAGCAGCCUGA
This is a messenger RNA of Plasmodium fragile, 771 nucleotides long. RefSeq lists its product as uncharacterized. The coding region runs from base 1 to 771 and encodes 256 amino acids. The record is from RefSeq and is a predicted model, not a curated record. NCBI's taxonomy places the organism in Eukaryota, Apicomplexa, Aconoidasida, Haemosporida, Plasmodiidae. The transcript has 3 exons.